This is a messenger RNA of Puccinia graminis f. sp. tritici CRL 75-36-700-3, 3338 nucleotides long. RefSeq lists its product as uncharacterized. The record is from RefSeq and is a predicted model, not a curated record. Gene Ontology annotation, biological process: mRNA processing. The transcript is spliced from 5 exons. NCBI's taxonomy places the organism in Eukaryota, Fungi, Basidiomycota, Pucciniomycetes, Pucciniales, Pucciniaceae. The coding region runs from base 251 to 2848 and encodes 865 amino acids. Gene Ontology annotation, molecular function: mRNA binding. Gene Ontology annotation, cellular component: spliceosomal complex.
CUGCCCAGCUGAAAACCAUUCCCCAGCAAUCCAGUUGUUGACCACGAGAACCGGCGAGGAACAAACAACUAAAUACUUCGUUACUUCACGACCGCCAAGCUGCGACAACAGAAACUGAGAGAGAGAGAGAGAGAGACAGUUCAGUGCAGUGUCCUCCUGAGUCUACUCUGAUCUACUUCGAUCGUCAUCCGGAGCUCAAUCGUAAGCUUACAUAUCCCAAACCACUACUGCAUAGUUUUCUUCGAUCAGCAUGUACGGCAGUGCUUAUCCACCCUAUCAUCCUCCCAACGGACAACCUCCACCCAUCGGUUACGCUCCUCCAGGCAGUACUUUUCCAACUCCACCGGGCUCGGCACCCUUCGCUCCACCCAGUUCAAGCCAUUCACCUCAGCAGACCCCAGGCUUUCCGAAUACCAUGUCUCCUCCUGGUAACCCUAGUCCACAGCCUGGCCAUCCUGGUGGGUUCGCACCACCUCCUCAAUCAACCCAAUCAGGCCCACAGUCCUCACCACCACCCUCUCAAUCCCAACAACCUCAAUCGGCACAGUCCGGAAUCCCUCCACCCGUCCCACCUCCUGGUCAUAUGCCCUUCCAACACCUCCCUCCCCCACCUGGCUUCCCUCAUCUCCAUCCACCCCCUCACCUCGCCCCCCCUGGUAUCAUACCUCAACCACACCCACAUCAGUUUCCUCAUCAUCCUCCACCCGGUAGUUACUUCCCACCACCCAAUCGACACGCCGGUCUUGGCUCCCAUGGACAACCUCACAAUAUUAAUUCCAUCGUAUCACCCCCGCUCAAUUAUCCCUCCGCCACAAACCUCAACCAAACCCCACCAGCUCCUUCCCCAGCUCUGCCACCAAGGCCUGCACCAACCGAAAUAUACAGUCUGUUUGUAGGAUCCAUUGCUGAGGGAGUUGACGAUGCCUGGCUCGAACGUCUGUUGGGUUGCGCCGGUCAUCUCGUCUCGCUUCGCCGGAUCCGAGAUCCCAACGGCAAGCCAAAACCUUUCGGAUUUGCAGAAUAUGGUGAUCCUGAAACCGUGUUGAGGUGUUUGAAAGUUGUGCAUGGCUGUAGUCUUCCCAUCGAUGGUGGCCGAGCAGGCGAAAAAACAUUGAUGAUCAAGCCAGAUGAUAAGACAAAAGCCAGACUGGAUGCGUAUGAGGCUAACAGAAUUAAAACCGAUCAAGAUGCCGAGUUAGACACCCAGGCGAUUGAACGGCUUGAAGGCCUGAUUUCCCAAAUGAAAGAUCCCGACAUUGUCGCGGCAACUGCCACCGAUCCAAACUCCUCUAUCAACAGCGCGAAUGGCAACUCUAAGAAAAACUCGGCAGCUCACUUGCAAGACUUGGCACCUGAGGACCUGCCCGAAGAAUCGAGAGGCACGAUCACCCGAGAGAUUCAAUUUUUCCGAGAACGAGCCAUCAGUAAACGAGGUGAAGCUGAGAAAGCGGCCAAGGAACGUGAGAGGGGUCAUCGUGAUUCUGGUUCUGGUUCACCCGCUGGGCCCAGGGGGUACAACGCCGCAAAUGGCAAAGCCGGUUACGGAUCCUCUAACAGCACACCGAUGGGUCCCCGCGGAACUCCCAAUACAUCUGGUGGAGGCUCGAUGGCCGGGAAUGAUUCACAGUCGUCCAAUCGACCCAUGGGAUUUGUCCGUGCCGGUCAAAUGGCGGCUGCGAAGCAGAACGCCCUGAGUACACCGAACUUGGGGAUAGAUGGCGGAGCCCCCUUGACUGAUGAGGAGGAAGAAAAGUUACGCGAGGAUAGACGGAAGCGGAUGAAUCAUCUGGAGUUCAAAGAUCGUGAGCGGCGGUGGGAAACUCGAGAGCGUAAUCGUACUCAAACUAAUCAACGCGAACAGCAGCGUGAAAAGUCAAUCAAGGAGGAGGAGGCCCGUCUGCGGCAUCAAACCAAAACCCGAUUAGCGAAUUGGGAUGAUGAAAUUGAAAUGGAUCGUGGCAAGGAACUGUUCUAUUCGAACCGAUCCAAGUGGCGAAGCGUAAGACGGGCGUUCAGGCAGCGCGAAGAGAAAUCGGACCGGAUCGAUGAGGAACUAGAGAAUGAACAGCUGGAGGCGAUCCGCAGGGAGUCCGAAGAGUUCUUAAGCAAGCAGGCUGAGAUGAUAGCGAAGAUGCAAGACGAAAAUCGAAAGGCCGGCUUAUUACAGCUGGAUGAAGGGGGGAAACCGAUCCAGCUGUCGUUCGGAGGGUUCGGUGCGAACCCGAAUGGAUCAGCAAAAUCUGGCAAUCCAGCUGGCGGAACACUAGGUAUUCAGCCGAUCUCUUUGAAGAAAGAGCCCAAGGUGGCUGGUGGAUUGCUUGGGAAUGGUGAAGAUGAUGAUGACGGAUUCAAGAAGAAGCGCGCGUUGAUUCCACUGACAUACGAUGAUGAUGACAGCAAGCAACAAACUACUGAAAACGCCGCAGCUGCAAAGAUCAACAUCCGAUUUGGCAAAGGUCAUCUAACGUCUCAAGAAUCACCGGCACUUUCUGAAGAAAAGAAAAAACUGAAGAUGAAAGAGAUCGUAGCCUCGGUGCCCAACGAUAAGGACGCGUUGUGGAAGGUUGAGGUCAAAUGGAAUUGGCUAAGUGAAUCGAUUAUCAACGACAAGCUCAAGCCAUUCGCCGAUAAGAAGAUUAUCGAUUACUUGGGUCUACAGGAGGAUGAACUAGUGGUAGCCAUCAUCGACCAUAUCCGGGCUAAAAAGGAUGCACAAGGUUUAGUGGAAGAACUGGAGCCGGUUUUGGCCGAAGAAGCUGAAGAAUUCACUCUAAAGUUUUGGAGGAUGCUCGUCUUUGAGCUCCGUGCUGCCGAGGCUGGGAUCAGUUCUACCCCGGCUAUCGCUUAGUAUACUUGGCGAUCGUCAGAAGAACCAUUGUUCGACCGAUGUGGAUUGUAUCUGAGAGGUGCGCAGGAAGAAGGCCCCCAGGCCAUCGUUUUCUCUCUUUAGCGGUGUGAAUCAUCCACUCUGUUUUUUUUUUUCUUAGUUGUGAUUUAUUCAUCAAUCCACGUCUGCUCUAGUUGCUUCCAAGGCACCUUCUCCCUCCUCUAUAUUGUAUCUUUUCUCACCGAAGUUGGCCAAAAAACUAAAGAGAGAGAGAGAGACAAAAGUUAAAAGAGAGAGAGAGAGAGUAAGAGGGAUGAUCAAUACAUGUGUGUAUUUCUUUUUCUUUCUUUCUUUCUUAUGAUUCCCUUUUCCUUUUCUUUCUGCAAAAAAAAACCUAUCAGACUCUCAGGACAUUAGUGUUGGUGAGCAUGUUCACCAGAUGAUUUUCAUAUCAAACACCACUUGACCAUAUCAAAGUAUGAUUGAAUUCCCUCCAAAGGUUCUCAAGACU